GUUACCUGACUGUGUUCACCUUCCGCGGGCGUGAGUCCUGGCCUGUCGCGGUGAUGGUGCACUGCAGUUGCGUGUGGUUCAGAAAGUAUGGAAACUUCAUUGAUAACCUAAGAGUCUUCACCAGGGGAGGAAGUGGUGGUAUGGGUUACCCUCGUUUAGGCGGAGAAGGUGGAAAAGGUGGUGACGUCUGGGUCGUAGCCCAUAAGAGAAUGACUUUAAAACAACUUAAAGACAAAUAUCCUCAGAAACGGUUUGUGGCUGGAGAAGGAGCAAAUAGUCGAGUUAGUGCACUGAAAGGAUCCAAAGGAAAAGACUGUGAAAUUCCUGUACCUGUGGGUAUUUCAGUAACUGAUGAAAAUGGUAAAGUUAUAGGAGAACUCAAUAAAGAGAAAGACAGAAUUUUGGUAGCUGAAGGAGGUCUUGGUGGUAAAUUACUCACAAAUUUCUUACCACUGAAAGGCCAGAAACGAGUCAUUCGCCUUGAUCUAAAACUUAUAGCUGAUAUAGGCCUAGUGGGAUUCCCAAAUGCUGGAAAAUCCUCUUUGCUAAGUCAGAUUUCUCAUGCAAAACCUGCAAUUGCAGAUUAUGCAUUUACAACAUUAAAGCCUGAACUUGGAAAGAUAAUGUAUAAUGAUUUCAAACAGAUAUCAGUAGCUGAUCUUCCUGGUUUAAUAGAAGGAGCACAUAUGAACAAAGGAAUGGGCCACAAAUUCCUCAAGCAUAUAGAAAGAACUAGACAACUACUUUUUGUUGUUGAUAUUUUUGGAUUUCAACUUUCUUCCCAAACUCAGUAUAGAACUGCCUUUGAAACCAUAAUACUACUUAUAAAAGAGUUGGAGUUGUACAAAGAGGAACUUCAGAGAAAACCUGCACUCCUGGCAGUUAAUAAAAUGGACUUGCCAGGUGCUCAAGAUAAAUUCCAUAUACUGAUGCAUCAACUCCAGAAUCCUAAAGAUUUUCUGCAUUUAUUUGAAAAAAACAUGAUUCCAAAGAGGACCAUGGAGUUCCAACAUAUCAUCCCCAUCUCUGCAACUACAGGAGAAGGAAUAGAUGAAUUAAAGAACUAUAUAAGAAAAUCUCUGGAUGAACAUGCUAAUCAGGAAGAUGAUGCGUAUCAUAAGAAACAGUUGCUUAAUUUACAGAUUUCUAAUACAGUAUCUUAUAGUGAGCCACCACCAGAGAGUCCUGUUACUAGCCCUAGAUAGAUGUAAUUUUUUUUUAAGAUUUUAUUUUAGUUUAUUUAUUCAUUCAUGAUAGAGAGAGAGGCAGAGACAGAGCAGGCUCUAUGCUGGGAGCCCGACGCGGGACUCGAUCCUGGGACUCCAGGAUCACGCCCUGGGCGAAAGGCAGGCACCAAACCCCUGAGCCACCUAGGGAUCCCCUGGAUAGAUGUAAUUUAAAUCUAUUAAAAAUGAUACUAAAAUUAUGUUCAUUUGUAAGUUUUUCCACAGACUUGUAUUUUUUAGGAGGUUAGUUAUUAUUAACCUUCUGUAUAAUACCAUUAUUCAAGAACCAUACCUUCCUUCUUGUUUUAUAGUUAAGUGUAUGGGUGGUAAAAAACUGAGACCUAAAAAUGACAACUCAUAAUUUUAUGGACAAUCCACCUAUAAUAAAACCCUUUGGUAUUCCUAUAUUUAUGAUGUCUCUAGGGAGAUCAUUUAGAGAGAGAGAGAGAGAAGAGGAUUCUCUAGCAACCAGGUUUUGUUCGUUUUUGAGUCUGUCAUGUACCUGAUUCUACUAAAUAUACAGUAGUACUCUUUUUUGGAAAACCUCAAAAGCCUAAAUUUCAACAUAUGUUUAGUGAUAAUAAAGAUCACAGAUAAUAUUUAGCAGAAACCAGCAGGUAGAUGUUUGCAAUUUCAAUUUCACCUUUUGGAAAUUUUUCAUUCUUAAGUAUAAGUGUUUUUUCAUGCUUUGGAGCAGACUGGUAUAUGUCUCAUUUCCUUGCAUUCAAAUCUGUUUUGUUGUCUAUUUUCAUGGUUAGUGCAAACUUGAAACAAUAUUAUCAAUCAUCAGUAUAUUCUUUUUUUUUUUUUUUUUUUUUUUAGUUUUUAUUUAUUUAUGAUAGUCACACAGAGAGAGAGAGACAGAGACAUAGGCAGAGGGAGAAGCAGGCUCCAUGCACUGGGAGCCCGACGUGGGAUUCGAUCCCGGGUCUCCAGGAUCGCGCCCUGGGCCAAAAGCAGGCGCUAAACCGCUGCGCCACCCAGGGAUCCCAAUCAUCAGUAUAUUCUUAAGAGAUUAAAACUUCUGAGUUUCAAAAAGACAAAUUGGACAUUUUCUUUUCCUAAGUUUUAUUAUAAAAUAUGUAUGUUCAUUGUAAGAAAUAAAAUUUAAACCAUGCAAACACCUGUAAAAAAAGUUCCCAUCUUCCUACACUGGGCCCUCCAGUCCUUCCCGGACCACUGUUAAUUUAAGUUUUUAUAUACCUACAGAAUUUUUUUAUUAGUUUAUUUUUUUACCCAAAUGAGUUCAUUAUAUAAACCUUUUCUAAGUUGGAUUUUUAAAAAAAAUAGUGGCAAGUUAAUGAGCUUUUAAAACCUAUUCUUCAAAGCUGUUUUUUUUUUUUUUUUAAGAUUUUAUUUAUUUAUUCAUGAUAGAAGCGGGCAGAGAGGCAGAGACACAGGCAGAGGGAGAAGGAGGCUCCAUGCCGGGAGCCUGACGCGGGACUCGAUCCCAGGACUCCAGGACCACACUCUGGGCCAAAGGCAGGUGCCAAACUGCCGAGCCACCCAGGGAUCCCCUCAAAGCUGUUUUUAAAUUAUUACAAAUUACUUUGGAAUUUAAGGCUCAGUGAAGCCUUUGACUAUGAAUAUUAAAUAAAAAUGAUGUCAAUAUUCUA
Molecule: messenger RNA, 2842 nt
Organism: Nyctereutes procyonoides (raccoon dog)
Lineage: Eukaryota; Metazoa; Chordata; Mammalia; Carnivora; Canidae
Gene: GTPBP10
Product: GTP binding protein 10
Exons: 10
Coding region: 54-1205 (383 amino acids)
Cellular component (GO): mitochondrion
Molecular function (GO): GTPase activity; magnesium ion binding; GTP binding
Source: RefSeq, a predicted model, not a curated record